Cyprinodon variegatus (sheepshead minnow) is the source of this 4472-nucleotide messenger RNA. It is a transcript of the gene wdr26b, whose product is annotated as WD repeat domain 26. NCBI's taxonomy places the organism in Eukaryota, Metazoa, Chordata, Actinopteri, Cyprinodontiformes, Cyprinodontidae. Bases 388 to 2217 code for a protein of 609 amino acids. Gene Ontology annotation, molecular function: protein binding. Gene Ontology annotation, cellular component: GID complex. Gene Ontology annotation, biological process: proteasome-mediated ubiquitin-dependent protein catabolic process. The record is from RefSeq and is a predicted model, not a curated record. The transcript has 14 exons.
UCAGGACUCCAUUAGAGUUGCAGCUGUUUAGAGAGAAACAUCAACAAAAAACGAGCUGACAUUAGGCUCUGAGUCUGGCAACAAGGCCUUCAAUCUGGAAGCGUAACCUAAAUUUCCCACCCGGAGCUUCGCCGGUUUCUAACCACGGCCGCUCUCGGUGAGGAAACUCUGGCCUCCGCUUCCUCCUCCUCCGACUCGGACACCGGCGGAGCGUCGCCGCCCCCGCGGAAGAAACACCGAGCCUCGGCGGCGGAGGGAGCAGGAGAGCCCGGGGCUUCAGCCGUUGUAACAGGCCUCUCUGGAGUUGUCCUAGGACUUGCAGCGCACUCUCAAACCACCUCUACCAUCCACUUUAAUCGAAGCGUCGUUAACAACUUUAACAGUAACAUGCAGUCAAACGGGGCAGGACAGGGACAAGAAUCCUCUGAGCUUCCCUGCCUGAACAGCGCACAAAACGGGGAGUCAUCCUCGGCCGGUGGGACUCACUCAAACGGGCUUCUGUCCAGCGCGGACAACGGUAACGGUGUCGGUACCAGUAACGGGUCUUCUGUGGGACCCUGUUCGGGGACUUCGGCUACCUCCACGGCCUCGAGCUCGGAGGUAGGCUCGCUGAAAAAGAAGAAACGUCUGUCGCAGGCAGAGGAAGAUGUCAUACGAUUAAUAGGACAACAUCUUCACGGACUGGGGCUGAAUCAGACGGUGGACCUGCUGAUGCAGGAAUCAGGCUGCAGACUGGAGCACCCUUCAGCCUCCAAGUUCCGCAGCCACGUCAUGGAGGGAGAGUGGGACAAGGCUGAGAAUGAUCUCAACGAGCUGAGAGCACUGAUGCAUUCUCCCAACGCUAUUGUGCGUAUGAAGUUUCUACUGUUGCAACAGAAGUACCUUGAGUAUUUGGAGGACGGCAAGGUCCUGGAGGCUCUGCAGGUUCUCCGGGGAGAGCUGACGCCACUCAAAUACAACACGGAUCGGAUCCAUGUCCUUAGCGGGUACCUAAUGUGUAGCCACGCUGAGGAUCUACGCGCCAAGGCAGAGUGGGAGGGCAAGGGCACUGCCUCUCGCUCCAGGCUCCUGGAUAAAUUACAGACGUACCUGCCCCCCUCUGUGAUGCUGCCUCCUCGGCGACUACACACUCUGCUACGGCAAGCUGUGGAACUACAGAGGGAUCGCUGUCUUUACCACAACACCAAGCUGGAUAACAACCUGGAUUCAGUGUCCCUUCUCCUCGACCAUGUUUGCAGCAGGAAACAGUUUCCCUGCUACACUCAGCAGAUUCUGACAGAACAUUGUAAUGAAGUCUGGUUCUGCAAAUUCUCAAACGAUGGCACCAAACUAGCAACUGGCUCUAAAGACACUACUGUCAUAAUUUGGCAAGUGGACCCGGAGAGCCACCAGCUGAAGCUGCUGCGAACCCUGGAGGGCCACGCAUACGGAGUCUCCUACUUAGCAUGGAGUCCUGAUGACACCUACCUGAUCGCCUGUGGACCUGAUGAUUGCUCAGAACUCUGGCUCUGGAAUGUUCAGACGGGGGAGCUGCGGACCAAGAUGUCCCAGUCCCACGAAGACAGUCUUACCAGUGUGGCCUGGAAUCCUGACGGCAAACGCUUUGUCACUGGAGGACAAAGGGGGCAGUUUUAUCAAUGUGACCUGGAUGGUAACUUGUUGGACUCCUGGGAAGGAGUGAGAGUUCAGUGCCUGUGGUGCCUGGGCGAUGGGAAGACUGUGCUGGCCUCGGACACCCAUCAGCGUAUCAGAGGGUACAACUUUGAGGACCUCACAGACAGAAACAUAGUGCAAGAGGACCACCCUAUCAUGUCUUUUACCGUUUCAAAGAACGGCAGAUUAGCUUUGUUAAAUGUAGCAACUCAGGGAGUGCACCUGUGGGAUCUUCAAGAUCGGGUGCUUGUGAGGAAGUACCAAGGUGUGACCCAGGGCUUCUACACCAUCCACUCCUGCUUUGGAGGACACAAUGAAGACUUCAUCGCUAGUGGCAGCGAAGACCACAAGGUGUACAUCUGGCAUAGGCGUGGCGAACUCCCUAUUGCCGAGCUCACAGGCCAUACACGCACCGUUAACUGUGUGAGCUGGAACCCAGCCAUCCCAGGCCUCAUGGCAUCAGCCUCAGACGAUGGCACAGUGCGCAUCUGGGGUCCUGCUCCAUUUCUCGAUUCACAAGAGGCAGACGGACUCAACGAAAACAGCAGUAACAUGGACAGUUGAUGGUGACCUACAGAGCAGAUGACGUCUCACUUUGACAACAAUCCAACAAACCUACGACGACAACAAACCACAAAUGGGCAACAAAAAUUUGAUAUCACCAGAGAGAAAGUGAAGGAAACCCUCAAAAAAUGUUAACGACCCAUCAGAGAAAACCAACGUGAGGAAAAACGAGGCUUCAGACCGGCCAAGACAAACGGUGGACGUGAUGUUGGACUCUUGGAGUUUCAGGUCCUCAUCCAAAAAAAAAAAAAGAAUUGGGAUCCCUUUCUAAAGGCCUGGAAAGUCAGUCAGUCCUCAGUGGGAUCUUCCUCUGAUGAACUGUAACAGCUCUUCUCCUCACUUCUAACUGACCCCCUCGUCCUCCAUUUCGCUCCAGUUGACAUGCCGGGUUUUUGCAAGUAUUUGAGGGAAUCCAUGUCCACCCUGAGCUUUGGGCCCACUGCAUCCUUGUGAUGUCUCCAGACGGACGGGGCAGACCAGCCCUCUCCUUGCCGGACUACAUCCGUCUGCCCAUUGGACUCAGACUCUAAUGUCUCUAUGGACAUGGGUGGGGUUCUAUUGUUGGGGGAGGACGCUGCAAAAGGGGGUUAUCAUAGGUCAUCUGUGUGUUAUCCUUUACCCUUUUUACUUGCUAAAUUCUUCAGCCAUUUGGACAAAAGCUGAAAAUUCAUGGUGAACCCAUCGACCAACCAGCUGACAAAGAACACCAAUAGGCUAUGCUAACUGUUUGAAGUAUUUUUUUUUUUUUUUUUUAUGAUAGUCAUAGUGUUCAUUCUUGUUUAAGAGGCGAACCUUAGCUCAUGUAGUGCCCAAGGAAAACUUCAGCGGGAAGAUUCCACUUUCUGUUUCUCAGCAGUGGGGAGAAAAAACAAACAAAAAAAACUUUUAUUCCCCAACAUAACAUCUAGCACGGACAGCUCCCCCAUUCCCUCUCUCUUGUCGCGCUAGCCUGUGCACAACUCUGUUGAAUCUGCCUAUAGGAGGAGGAUCCACAGGUUACAUAUCCACUGUGAGGGGGUCACUACCCGUUGGCGAGGUGUGCUUUCCACCAUUGAGACACGCAUAUAUAUAUAUAUAUAUACAUAUACAUUUUUAUAUAUGUGUGUAUAUAUAUCUAUAUAAACCAAGACCCUUCUCAGAAAGAGACUGUUUCAGACGUGGAGUGCGACUUCAUUUGCACGCUUAGUGACUGCUGUCCCUCCUGUGUGAUUGUGGAUGUGAGUGGGAGUAAUAGUGACAGAGUGAUCUUUUUUGCAUGCACACAGUAGAGCAAGAGUGGACAUUAUUGGGUGCAGAUCUAUUUGCCGCAGUUUUUUUUUUUUUUUGUUUUUUUUUGUAUGUGUGCUACUCCCACCAGCAGAAGAUUAUCUUCCCCUCUGGUCCCUCAUUACAUUUUUCCAAAAUAAAAUUAAGGAUUUUAAACCAGUUCUGAGUUAUCCAAAGCACCAUAGGUACCUCUAUCGGUGGAACAAAGAGAGCCAUUUUGUAAAAAUGAAAAAUAUAUCCUUUUUUUUUUUAAUAUGGGGCUUGAAUUUUUACAUUAGAAUGUGUUUUUGUCCUCAACAAUGCAGCAUUCAAAUGACAGAUGUUGACAUCAGAUUUGUUGGAUGAGUAAAAGAAAAAUACAAAAAGGAAUGCAAUUUAGGUCAGGCAUCGAGGGGAAUAAAAGGCUGAAAGGCGUCAUCCGUAGGCAUGGGCCGGUGUGACAUUCUCUAUAAACAUCACAACUUCAAGUUGCCCCAAUAUUUCCAAAACACUUUAAAACAAGAAAUGGAAAAAAAACACAAUCCAGUUUUUUUUGUUAGGCUUUUAAACACCAACCAAUUCUAUUUUCUACUGCCAAAAACUGUUAUGAUUGUUUUAAUAUUUAUUUAUUGUUCUGAUUUUGUUGGACUUUGUACAAAUUUGUUAACAUCCGCAAAUUUUUAUCCAUGAUCCUCAAAUGGUUCAUUAUGCAGAAUCUGACUCAUUUUUGCAUCCUGCUCUUUAUUUAGUUUGAUUUGGAUGAGCUAAUAUGUGCUGGUUGAUUUGGUUGGACCAUCUGAGCUGGUAGCUACCCUGCUUUCAACCUGAAAGCACCGUUAUCUGAGGAGCUCCUUUAGUUUCCAGUUUAAGCCUUUGGUAAAGGGGAAUGUUUACUUUAUGCUGCAUAAAGCUUAAGAUCAUUCUGUCUUUACUCUUAUUAAAAGGAGUAAAACAAUAAGACUUGACAAAACAGCAUUUUUGUUCACCAUUUUAGGGCUUUGACUUUUUUU